GGUCCGGGUACCCAGGUCCGUCCAGAAUUUGCUCCGGAGUGCCUCAAUGUUCGACUCCUCCGGAAACGGCGACCCGCAGCUGGCGCGUUCCGCUGGCGGCGCUCCUCCGCCGCGGCGUCUGGCGCUGGGCACCGCGUUCCCGGGACGGUAUGGAGGCCAAGGCGGGAUACCUGCCGGCUGCCGGCGGCAAGUGUUCGUUGUCUGCAGAGGAGACCGAAAAAUGGAUGGAGGAGGCAAUGCAAAUGGCCAAACAAGCCCUGGAAAAUAUUGAAGUUCCUGUUGGCUGCCUUAUGGUCUACAACAAUGAAGUUGUGGGGAAGGGAAGAAAUGAAGUUAAUCAAACCAAAAAUGCUACGAGACAUGCGGAAAUGGUGGCCAUUGACCAGGCCCUCGAUUGGUGUCAUCGAAGUGGCAAGAGUCCUUCCGAAGUAUUUGAGCACACUGUGUUGUAUGUCACCGUGGAGCCCUGUAUUAUGUGUGCAGCUGCUCUCCGCCUGAUGAAAAUCCCACUGGUUGUAUAUGGCUGUCAGAAUGAACGAUUUGGUGGUUGUGGCUCUGUUCUAAAUAUUGCCUCUGCUGAAUUACCAAAUACUGGGAGACCAUUUCAGUGUGUUCCUGGAUUUCGGGCUGAGGAAGCAGUGGAAAUGUUAAAGACCUUCUACAAACAAGAAAAUCCAAAUGCACCAAAAUCAAAAGUUCGGAAAAAGGAAUGUCAGAAAUCUUGAAUUUGUUCUGAUGGAAGCCUAAUGCCCCUGGAUGAAAUUUUUGGAGUGAAAUCUGUUGAUAUUAUUGAGUUGUAUGUUUAUAUAUUGUCCUUAACUCAUGGGAAAAUAGUUUCUCAUCAUUUGCUGUGUUAAGGGAACAAAUUGGCACUUUUUAAAAGUCUGACAAUUGUAAACAAUGAUUAGCUUUUUUAAAAGCUGAAAGAACAUUUUAAGAAGAGGAAAAUUAAUGAUUGGCUUUUUAGACAUUAGUAAACAUGUAUGCCCUUCCUGCCAGCAUCAUUAUGCCGAGUCCAGGGAAGUGCUGACUUUCAGAGAAUGGCGUGCAGACCCAGUUACCUGGUGUGUGUCUGGACUGGUGUGUGCCACACUGGGCACCUGCUCCAGGCCUAGCAUUUUGGAAUUGGAUUCUUUCUAUGCAGACACUAUGAUCUCCCAGGGUGUUCUGGCCUGUGAUUUCCUUAGAAUUUGUCAUGAGUUGUGUACAUAUAGACCAUGAUUAUAUAUGGUCCUUAGAAGAGAUUUUUUUUUGUUUUUUAUAAAGCAUUUAGAGAAAAUGUAUACUUUUCAAACAAGUGCUUAAGUGUCAUUUUUAUAUAACAGCAUCUUGCUGUAAUAAUUUAGCCUUAUUUAUGCCUCCUUUGAAGAUGGAUAGCCUUAAAAAGACAAAAGUUCACUGAGUCAGUGAACAGAACAAAGAAUCCUACCCUCGUGGAACUUAUAUUCUAGCAGAGGGAGACAGAUGAUAAGCCUAAUAGAUUAUUACAGUCUGUGGAGGGCAAUAAGGACAAUGGCAACACGGACGAAGGGGGCAGGGUAGAGGGGAUGGGUGUGCCAUUUGGUGGUGGGAAUGCUGGUGGCACAAUCAAAUAGAUGGUUAGUUUAAUCUGAAAUCAAAUACAAAUGAUUUCUUUUUAUAAAAAUCCAGAUCUAGAAUUUAAAACUAAAAUUGAAAAAUGUGAAUACAAGCCUGGGAAGGUUGUGCACAGCAGAAAGUCCCAGGUUUGCCUGCUUACUGACCGCAGUGAGGGUUGCCGUGGAUGCUGAGCCAGGCGGAGCGAACUGCCUCUGCCCAGAAGGGGGCCUCGCCGUUCCACCAGAAGCCGAGCUCCAGGUCCUGGAGGGCAGCUCCUGCUCAGUUACGUUUCUUCCGUGGAUUCAUUUUCUUGAUGCAAAGCAUCUGUAUUUGUUGGUUCUGUCAUUUGAGCAAUGUCUCUGACUUGUUUGUUUUAAAUUACAUUACAGGCUGGAAUGUAAUUGCGGUGAAAGUAUUUUUAUAUUGCUGAGAGUAGCAGCUAAUCACAGUUACAUGCUUCAGAGGAUUUAUAAUUGCUUGGUUUUGUACAUGUGUGUUUUUAACUGCUUUCAGGAAGUUUUAUGGAGAGGAAUAUGCAUAAUUUGAAAUCUAUAAUAGUGUUCAUUUAACUUCUCUCCAAUUUCACCUACUUUUAAAAUUAUCUUCCCAUUAAAUUUUAGUGCUUUGACUAGUUUAUUCCCUUGCAGUUGGUCAUAAUUAAUUUCUGGCUCUUUGUGCUUUUUUGAAGUGGACUUCAUUGCCCUUACUGUCCCCAUAUUGUUUUCUUCGGAAUUAUUUGUGACAAAAAACCUUGAAUCUUUCCUCUGGAGGGUGCCACCCAGUAAGUCUGGCUAAGCAUCUUAUGCCAAGUAGAUUCUUAGUAAACAUUUGUUCAAUAAAAUUAUUGAUUGAACUUUUAGGGGAAAAUGAUUUAUAAGGAGAUUAUUUAGGGUAAAAAGCCAAAGCCAAAAAUCGCAUAUGAGUGUUUUAACCCAGAGAUAGUCACUGCCAAAAGGAUAAAAAAAACAAAACUAUAAACAGGAAUAGAAAAGACUUGCCAAUAUACAUAUAUUCUGUGUUCAGUGUGUUUUGGAGAAUGGGUAUUUCCUAAUUCCUAAGUAGAGCUGAAAAUUUAAUUUUAGUUAUGACUAUAGAAAACUCUCCUAAUUUUUGGUCUUAGGCACAGUUCCCUCCAUUGCUUUGGGGUAAAAAUCAGUUUAUAAGGCAUAUUACAGAUACACCUCCAAUGCUGAUAGAGGACCUUUAGACGUGAGGUCAUAGACGUUAAGGCUGCGGGAUUCUGACAGCAGUUUGGAAGUGGUGAAGAGUUGUAGAUAUAUGAUGAGGUGAUCUGCUAUCUGAGUACCACAUUCUCCAGCUAUGCACACAUGACUUAAAAUACUUCAAUGCUUCAGUUCAAAAGAUUGAAUCCAAUGGAUUGAUACUGAUAGUGCCUAAGAGAUUAGCUGAGAGAUUUGUGUAUGAAAUAAUAAUGAAAGUUGUGGGAUGCAAAAAGGUUUUAGAAUCGCAGCCCUGUUGAGAGAAAUUCAUGGGAAAUGAUUCCAUCUAAUUUGCUAGUAUAUCCAAUGGUCUUUGCAGUGGGCUCUGGUGAGAACGGGUGGUAUGUAAUGCUUUGGCAACCUUCAAUCACUGAUAAAAGAUGGUGUUAAAAUAUCUUUGCACUCUUGUUACUUGGCACAAACAUCUCUUCCUGUGUUGUAUUUGGAAUGCUAUGGAGAGAAAAUAGAUAGCCGAGAACUCUACUGUAGGCAAGAGCUGUUAAUUUUUCUUUAACUAUUUGGAAACAAUUUGAAAUUUACAGAAAAGUUGCAAAAAUACCUUACUCUUUAAACCUAUUGUUAACAUUUUGUACCUUUACUUUAUCAUUUGUUCUCUUUUUAUUCUCUUUCUCCCUCUCUUUUCUUUCUCUUUCUAUAUAUUUAUCUAUGAAUGAAAAUAAUUGUUUUGCUGAACCAUUUGGUAGAAAGUUAUAUCAUAUCUCAUAGCCCAUUUCCCUGAAAUAUUUCAGUAUUUCCUAAGUAUAGGAGAUUCUUAUAUAUAAUCACAAUAUAGUUACUGACUUAAGUAAAUUUAACAUCGAUACAAUACUUUAAUGUACUGUUUAUAUUCCAAUUUUGUCAGUUGAGUCCAUGAUGUCCCUCAGAGGACCCCUCUCACUCCACAUUAUCAGAUCUAUUCUAGGGUCAGGUAUUCAUUUAGUUGUCAUGUAUCUUUAGCUUUUUUUAACUAGAGCAUUUCUGUAGCCUGUCUUUAUUUCUUAUGACAUUGACAUUUAAAAAAUCUUACAGUCCUUUUUCCCCCUGCCAACUUUUUUUUUUUUAAUAUAUAUAUAUAUAUAUAUACUGGUGUUUUCUCAUGAUUAGAUUCAGGUUAUGUACUCUAGAUGAUACUCAACUUUUUUUUGUUUUAAAUAUAUAUAUGGUGGUGUUUUCUCAUGAUUAAAUUCAGGUUAUGUAUUCUAGAAAAUACUGUGUUCUCAGAGUAUCAAAAGGCAUCCAAAGGCCAUCAGUCCCUCACUGGUGAUUUUAUUAAUUCUGGUCACGUGAAAGUGUUACCUGAUUUCUGCACUAUGUAAUCUAUGUAAUUAUUGUUUUUUUCCCUCUGUUGCAACAGAUAAGCAGUCUGGGAACAGAAACUGUUACAUUUGUAAAAGAAAAUGUACUUGACAUUAAUGAAAAGGAAGGAAAGAAAAUGAAUGAUAUUAAUUUCAAAGCAACUGUUAAAUUAUUUGAUUGCAUUCUUCUUUUAUGAUGUCUGCUAAAAUUUACAAAAUUCUUUUCCUAAUAAGAAUAUUUUAAAUAAGGAAGUC
Molecule: messenger RNA, 4348 nt
Organism: Manis pentadactyla (Chinese pangolin)
Lineage: Eukaryota; Metazoa; Chordata; Mammalia; Pholidota; Manidae
Gene: ADAT2
Product: adenosine deaminase tRNA specific 2
Exons: 6
Coding region: 150-725 (191 amino acids)
Biological process (GO): tRNA wobble adenosine to inosine editing
Cellular component (GO): cytoplasm; nucleus
Molecular function (GO): zinc ion binding; tRNA-specific adenosine-34 deaminase activity
Source: RefSeq, a predicted model, not a curated record